This is a messenger RNA of Penicillium subrubescens, 852 nucleotides long. Its product is annotated as putative thiol methyltransferase. Lineage: Eukaryota; Fungi; Ascomycota; Eurotiomycetes; Eurotiales; Aspergillaceae. Gene Ontology annotation, molecular function: S-adenosylmethionine-dependent methyltransferase activity. The transcript is spliced from 2 exons. The record is from RefSeq and is a predicted model, not a curated record. The coding region runs from base 1 to 852 and encodes 283 amino acids.
AUGUCGACUCCAACCAAGGCCGACCCCAAGGACAUCCAAGCUCACCUGGCCAACUACCAGGGCGACAAGUACGUCGACGGCUGGGCCUCCCUCUGGGACAAAGGUGACGACCUACCCUGGGACCGGGGCUUCCCCAACCCCGCAUUAGAAGACGCCCUGGUUCAGCGCAUCGGCACCAUUGGCGGUCCCCUCGCGCAGGAUGCUCAGGGCAAGUCAUACAGACGGAAAGCCCUGGUACCCGGCUGUGGUCGUGGUGUGGAUGUUCUCUUGCUGGCGAGCUUUGGGUAUGAUGCGUAUGGCCUCGAGUACAGUGCCACCGCAGUUGAGAUGUGCAAGAAGGAAGAGAAAGAGAAUCAUAGCUGGUAUCGUGUGCGAGACCAGAGUGUUGGUAAGGGGAAUGUUACUUUCGUCCAGGGAGAUUUCUUCGAUGAUGCCUGUUUGAAGACGAUUGGCGUGCCUCGGAAUGGAUUUGAUGUUAUUUAUGAUUACACGUUCUUCUGUGCUUUGAGCCCAGAUCUCCGCCCUAAAUGGGCACUCCGACACACCGAGCUCCUAGCUCCCUCGCCAGGAGGAAACCUGAUCUGUCUGGAAUUCCCCCGUCACAAGGAUCCCUUGGCCCCCGGUCCUCCGUAUGCUUCGCCCUCCGAGGCGUAUAUGGAGCAUCUGAGCCACCCCGGUGAAAAGAUCUCAUACAACGCCAAGGGCCUUGUUAAUGCGGAUCCGCUGCGGGAGCCCAGCAAGGCUGGUCUCGAGAGGGUCGCUCACUGGCAGCCCGAGCGCACGCACACUGUGGGCCAGGGCGAGAACGGGGUGAUUCAUGACAGAGUCUCUAUUUGGCGUCGACGUGAAUAG